AUGGAGCCCCGGACAUUGCCUCUGUUGCUGCCGCUGCUGAUGGUGAUGGUCUGGCCUCUGGCAGUACAGCCUGCGCCCCCUACCUGCUACUCCCGGAUGCUGACCCUGAGUCGUGAGAUCAUGGCAGACUUCCAGAGCCUGCAGGCUGCAGAGCCUGAGGAUUCGUGUGUGAGGUACUUGCCUCGGCUCUACCUGGAUAUCCACAAUUAUUGUGUGCUGGCCAAGCUGCGGGAUUUUGUGGCCUCUCCUCAGUGCUGGAAAAUGGCCGAAGUGGAUGCUCUGAAGGACAAAGUGCGGAAGCUGUAUACCAUCAUGAACUCCUUCUGCAGGCGGGACUUGGUGUUCCUCUCAGAUGACUGCAAUGCUUUAGAAUACCCGAUCCCUGAGACCACGGAUCCUCCAAGCUGGCAGAGCUAAGAAAGCAGGUGGAAUGACCCAGAGGCCUGAAGCUGGGCCAGCUGCCCAAAGCAGAUUCUCAGCACCCAACACCUCCUUUUAGUGCAGCCAUUAGACCUGCCUCGUGUCUCUCUGCCUUCUGGAACACCAGUUAGGAUUAUAUAGCCAAGCCUGCUUUGUGCACAGAUUGGAAGUCAGCUUAUAAGUGUCUCAUGGGCAUUAGAGACACAAACAGUAAAGUACACACUGACUUCUCUUUGAGGAGCAAGCAGCCUGAGAGCAGCAAAACCCCGAGUCUUUGUGGGUGCCUUAAUGAAAUCAUGGGACUAUUCUUUCUGGUUGCCGCUAAACCCAAAGAGGCUUCAGCUUUAUGCUUCCUUCCCACACAAACUUUCCUUCCUUUCUCUCAUUUUAAGGCAUUUUUACUGCUUCUGCAAUGUAUUUACAAGGCUUUUAUG
Messenger RNA from Myodes glareolus (Bank vole), 854 nucleotides. RefSeq names its product cytokine like 1 (gene Cytl1). The record is from RefSeq and is a predicted model, not a curated record. Gene Ontology annotation, biological process: positive regulation of transcription by RNA polymerase II. NCBI's taxonomy places the organism in Eukaryota, Metazoa, Chordata, Mammalia, Rodentia, Cricetidae.